This is a messenger RNA of Camelina sativa (false flax), 709 nucleotides long. RefSeq lists its product as uncharacterized. The record is from RefSeq and is a predicted model, not a curated record. Lineage: Eukaryota; Viridiplantae; Streptophyta; Magnoliopsida; Brassicales; Brassicaceae.
AUGACACUAUCCAAUAUAUCCACAUGUGUAUCUAUAUUUAGAAGCUUCCUAAUUUUGUCACAGAAAAUAUCUUCAUGUUUUGUUCCUUUCCGUUAUAACUCAUAAUUCCAAACUUCUUGGAUUUGUUCCCAAAUAACUGAAGAUCGAAGGAGAAGAAGAAGAAGAACUAUCUUCAAAAGAGCAAUUGAGAAGGGCAAGAUAAUGUGUACUCAUCGUGAUGAAUCACAACACAACCUCCCUUGUCUCCACUGCCAACCACAUACAUACAUUCGCAUGGUUCAACAUAUGAUAGAGAGGUGCAUUCUACUCCGUAUGACUCGUGAUGACUGCGUCAAGGCGUUAGACCACCACGCAAGCAUUCUACCAGUCGUUACCCUCACCGUUUGGAGAGGACUUCAAAGAGAAAAUAAGGACUUCUUUGAAACGUAUGAGCAUUUCCUUUCUCCCAGGCUCUUCCUAAGCGGACAUGUUCGGAGAUCGCCGAGGUUAGCAAGAAAGAUACAAUGAAGACUUUGGUAUAUAUAGCCUUCCAGCUUAGAUAUAUCAUAUGUAUAUGUAGGAGAAAAAGCUCGAACUUAAUUUAUAUAUAGUAGACCUAAGGCAUCAUAUUUAAUUGGGACACCAAUUCCUACGAUGAAACAUGUAUGCUAUUUCUUGUGUAAACUAUUUUUAAGGUUGCUUAUUAAGAUGCAGUUUAUUUUACCAACAA